Messenger RNA from Verticillium dahliae VdLs.17, 1839 nucleotides. Its product is annotated as medium-chain fatty acid ethyl ester synthase/esterase. The record is from RefSeq and is a predicted model, not a curated record. The transcript is spliced from 6 exons. Lineage: Eukaryota; Fungi; Ascomycota; Sordariomycetes; Glomerellales; Plectosphaerellaceae. Bases 46 to 1428 code for a protein of 460 amino acids. Gene Ontology annotation, molecular function: acetylesterase activity; monoacylglycerol lipase activity. Gene Ontology annotation, biological process: medium-chain fatty acid catabolic process; medium-chain fatty acid biosynthetic process.
GGGACUCGCGUUCUGAAAAUCUACCCCCUUGGCUUCAUGGAACCCAUGAACCAUGCCAUCUCCCGGCUACUAUCCUUCUUCCAACCUCGCGACACAGGCCUGACCACCUCUCGGACCAUCUGGAUUGCCAUUGGAGCUUCACUCCUUCCUGUCGUGCUCGCGCCCUAUCAGCCUUUCGCUUCAUCACCGACGCUCACCGUCCUCGCUGAACUGCACCCCUUCCGCCUCUUUCGCAUCAUGGAGUGGCUGGGCAGGGCAAAGAUCAAAUACACUCACGCCACCGCGCCUUUACCUCUGCGAGAGAAAGAUGGCUCGCAAACGGACCUGUUGAAGGUCUGUGAGAGCAGUGUGCCACCCUGUCAACUAAACCCUCUCCUCUUCAACGGCCACAUGCAAACGUUCUACACCUCGGUCAAGCAGGCCGGUCCUUCCGUGUACUACAAACGAAAGGUCUUUGAGGCCGAUCAACAGACCUACCACGGCACCUUCGCCGUAGACUUCGCCGUUGAUGCCUUUGAGGAGACGGAUGACUCGCUUCCGGAGCGGACCGUCCAUUUCACGGACGAUGAGUUUGCAAGCCUUGGCUCCAAUGAUACCAAGCCCCAAUUGAUCGUCCUUCACGGCCUUUCCGGCGGCUCUCAUGAGAUCUAUCUGAGGCACGCCAUCGCGCCUCUGCUUGAAGAAGGCAAGUGGGAUGUGUGUGUCAUCAAUUCGCGGGGUUGCGCGCAGAGCAAGUUCACCAGCGGCGUUCUGUACAAUGCUCGCGCAACCUGGGACAUUCGACAGUACUGCGGCGAGGAGGGCCCGAACUGCCAGCUUCGCGCCGCCGUUGUGUGCUCCAACCCCUUCAACCUCGAGCUUGCCAACAAGUCUCUGCAGCGAACUCUACUGGGCAAGGAGGUCUAUCAGCGGGUGAUGGGCACAAACAUGAGAAACCUCAUUGUGGGGCACAAGGACUCGCUCAGCAAGUUUACUGACCUCAACUACGAACGAAUCGAAAAGGCCACUUACAUCUACGAAUUCGAUCGAGAAGUGCAGUGUGCCUCUUGGGGGUAUCCUACCGAGGACGCAUACUAUCGCGAUGCAUCGUCGUGCGAUGCAGUGGUCGCCAUCAAGAUUCCCUUCCUUGCGGUACACGCAACGGAUGACCCGAUCGCUGUCGAUGAAGCCGUUCCGUAUCAGGAGUUCAAGACGAAUCCGUACACCGUCUUGUGCACGACUUCUCUCGGCGGACAUCUGUCCUGGUUCGAAAUGGGUGGUGGACGCUGGCAUGCGAAGCCGGUGGUUAACUUCUUGAAUCGCAUGGCCUUCGACAUUGACCUCGAGAGUAUCAACCACGAGCUUGCUUCUGGCAGCGAGGCGAAGCAGCCUCGGUACCUGCCCAUGGUGCGCAAGAUGGAGAUUUGCAACUUCCAGAAGGCCUGGUAGAGUACACGAUAUGUGAGCAUGCGUUAUGUUUGAAACUAGAGUAGCGUGUCAAAUAGAUCUUGAGUUAGAUUUCGGAUUUUUUCGGACCGUAGAAGCCGAGAUGAAGGUGCGAGAAUCACGAACAAAAGAAAAGACCAUUGCUAAGCUUUGGGUAUUUCGUCUCCAUUGCUCGUCUUGAGGCCUCUGCAGGACCUCGCGCCACCAACCCGCCACUCGUCAUGGCAUCUGCAAUAACGCCAUGCCCGAGUCUUAAAAGCCACAAGAAGAUAAUUGUUUUCCGACCCCGCCUGAACGCCGAACAUGAUGCAUACUACAGUUUGCGAAACCCACCCCUCUGCUGACAGGUGCCGUUCAGCCGGCGAAGGAGACGCGCUUCUUCGACUUGGGCUUGGUGGCGCGGGUGCCCGCCGC